Trichoderma harzianum CBS 226.95 is the source of this 1062-nucleotide messenger RNA. RefSeq lists its product as hypothetical. NCBI's taxonomy places the organism in Eukaryota, Fungi, Ascomycota, Sordariomycetes, Hypocreales, Hypocreaceae. Gene Ontology annotation, molecular function: dioxygenase activity. The transcript has 2 exons. The record is from RefSeq and is a predicted model, not a curated record. Bases 1 to 1062 code for a protein of 353 amino acids.
AUGGCCCCAGCUACAUCGCAUCAUCUGUACCCGCCCUUCCCUGAUGGCGUGGUAACUGCCCCCCUGGUCUCCAUCUCACUUGCCGAGUUGGAAGCAGAUAAUGUUGCCGCCUCAGAAGCUCUUUUCAAAGCGUCAAAAGAGUUGGGUUUCUUCUACUUGAAGAUGGAUGGUUCUUCUUUAGGCGAAAAGAUGGUUUUGCUAGCAGAGGAGCUCCAUGCUCUCCAAAAGAAGUUUGAUGAUUUGCCAUUCGCCGAAAAGGAUCAAUUUGCCCGUGAAAAGCUGCAUCCUUUCUUCGGCUAUCGUCACAGCGAGAUAGGCCCCAUAAGAGAGGACGGCACGCGUGAUCGGAACGAGCUAUAUAAUAUGCGCAAAGAUGACAUUAUUGGGAAUUGUGAGCCGCUGCCGUGUCCCGAUCUGAUAACGCAACACUGGGAGUUGCUUCGCGAGUAUGUCUAUAGUUGCCGAGCGGUUAUCGACCUCUUAAUUGUACAUCUCGAGAGGCAUCUCCAAGUACCUUCUGGCACGAUUGCCAGACUCCAUCGCAUAACCGAGCGGUCUGGUGAUCACAUUCGAUUCAACAAAAGCGGAAUACAGCCAUACUCGGAAGAAGCUGCACGCCGGAGUGAGCAUACAGACUUUGGAACGCUCACUAUCUUGUUCAAUUGGUUAGCUGGGCUGCAGAUCCGCCUGCCGGACACAGAAGACUGGGUUUACGUUCGGCCCAUACCCGGCUCAGCUGUGGUGAAUCUCGGCGAUGCGCUUGUCAAGUUUACGGCUGGCUUGCUGCGAUCAAACAUACAUCGCGUUGUUCCUCCGUUGCCACCCCAAGAUGGCCUAAGCAGACACAGCCUUGUGUAUUUUUCACGGCCAGAGGAUAGUGUCGUCCUCAAAAGGCUAAAAGGUGGUCUAAUAGACAGGCAGCCUGUCAGUGAGACGAAUGAUCCGGAGAUUUCAGCCGAAGAAUGGAUUGUUCGGCGCUCCGUCGGAGACUUGCAGGGCGUUUAUACCCACAAAGGAGGUCUUGAGCCGCGCACCUUGGUAGUUGCUGAGGGCUCUCUUUAG